AUGACGUCAAUAGGCACCGGCUACGAUCUCUCCAACUCCGUCUUCUCACCCGAUGGCCGAAACUUCCAAGUCGAAUACGCCUCGAAAGCAGUAGAAAGCGGAGGCACAGCAAUCGGCAUCCGAUGUAAAGACGGCGUAGUCCUCGCGCUCGAAAAGCUCGUGACGAGCAAGCUGCUCAAGCCGGGCGCGAACAAGCGGAUAUCGACCGUGGACCGCAACAUGGGCGUUGUCUCCUCGGGAUUAACACCCGACGGCCGCCACUUCGUCUCACGCGCCCGCGACGAGGCAGCCCAGUGGCGCAGCCUCUACAAAGCGCCCAUCCCGACCGCCGCGCUCGCCAACCGCAUGGGCAGCUACGUGCAGGCUUACACUCUCUACUCCAGCGUACGGCCGUUUGGCGUGACGGCCAUUAUCGGCGGCUGGGACUCUGAGGUCGAGGUGCCGGUGGACGGUCAAGUCGGCGCGGGGCCGGCAGUGGGUGCGGGGGGCAAGGAGGAGGGCGAGAAGCAUGGGGGGCCAUAUCUUUACAUGAUUGAACCGAGUGGGCUAUACUGGGGCUACUACGGCGCGGCGACGGGCAAGGGCCGGCAAGCUGCAAAGUCGGAGCUGGAGAAGCUGGAUCUUGCGGCCGGUAACCUAACGCUGGAGGAGGGCGUCAAGGAAGCGGCACGCAUCAUCUACGUUGCGCACGAAGACAGCAAGGACAAGGAGUUUGAGCUGGAGAUGACGUGGGUGAGUUCGCUGAGCGGGCCCACGAAGGGAAGGCAUGAGGAGGUGCCGAAGAAGUUGAGAGAGGAGGCGGAAAGGCUGGCGAAGAAGUCCUUGGAGGGUGAUGACGAUGAGGAUGACAAGCCGGAGGCCGAGAAGAUGGAAGAGUAG
This is a messenger RNA of Coniosporium apollinis CBS 100218, 879 nucleotides long. Its product is annotated as 20S proteasome subunit alpha 7. The transcript has 5 exons. The record is from RefSeq and is a predicted model, not a curated record. The coding region runs from base 1 to 879 and encodes 292 amino acids. Gene Ontology annotation, cellular component: nucleus; proteasome core complex, alpha-subunit complex; proteasome core complex. NCBI's taxonomy places the organism in Eukaryota, Fungi, Ascomycota, Dothideomycetes. Gene Ontology annotation, biological process: ubiquitin-dependent protein catabolic process.